Oncorhynchus nerka (sockeye salmon) is the source of this 2010-nucleotide messenger RNA. RefSeq names its product stonustoxin subunit alpha-like. The transcript has 2 exons. Lineage: Eukaryota; Metazoa; Chordata; Actinopteri; Salmoniformes; Salmonidae. Gene Ontology annotation, molecular function: protein binding. The record is from RefSeq and is a predicted model, not a curated record. The annotation marks the transcript as partial.
AUGUCUGACUCGGAGACCAUCGAGCUAGCCGCUCUGGGCCGACCCUUCCAGCUGGGGAUGCUGUAUGACUGUCGUAGAGAUGUCCUCAUCCCAGUCAGUGUGAAGGGUUCUGCUGAAUUCCUACAUGACAAAACGACCUCAAAGCGUCAGUCUAGGGUUUCUCUGCAGUACCGUAACACCACUCGCUUCGAGCAGUUGACCAUGGACCACCUGGGGGCAGGAAAUGUGAAACACUGUAAUGUCUUCCAAGAGGGCUCUGCAACCCAUGUGGUGACUGCCCUGCUCUACGGAGCCCAGGCAUUCUUCGUUUUUGACCAAGAGGUUUCCUCAGGAGAAAACCACCAGGACAUCCAGGGAAACCUGCAGGCUACAAUAAAAAAGAUCCCUCUCAUGUCAAUAGAAGGGCAGGGAAAUUUGAAGAUGAGUGAGGAAGAGCAGAGAGAGACCAAUAAAUUCAACUGCACCUUCCAUGGUGAUUUGGCACUAGAAAACAACACUGUCACAUUUGAAGAUGCCAUCAAGGUGUAUGCUGGCCUGCCACGUCUGCUAGGGGAGAAGGGAGAACAUGCUGUGCCCAUGACUGUCUGGCUCUAUCCUCUCAAGAACCUGGACUCUGCAGCUGCCCAGCUAGUCAGGCAGAUCAGUGUUAGCCAGGUGCGUCGCGCACAGCAAAUCUUGGACGGACUGGACAAUACUGAUGUACAAUGCAAGGACAUGAUGAAGGAAGAUAUGGCUAUCAAGUUCCCUGAACUCAAAGCCAAGGUCAACAAGUUCAGGGACAUGUGCUCAGAGUACAAGCUGGUGUUCCAGAAAGGUCUCUGUAAGGUUCUUCCCAAAAUAAGAGGAGGAGGAAUGGAGGAGGAAGAGCUGAUCAAAAUGCUCAACAGCAAAGAACGUUCUCCAUUCCAGAAUGACCUCAUGAUCACGUACCUGGACGACAGAGAGAGAGAGAUGAAUGUUGUCAGCUCUUACGUUGACAUAAUGAAAGAGGUACAAGUUGUGUACACAAGCAGUGAAUUGGAUGGAAUAGUGCUUGAUAAAGCUAAUGAUUAUGUAGUGUGUUUUGCAUUAUCCUUUUUGAAGGAGAAAGAAGAGUAUCUGGUAGUCCUGGAGAACUACUUGCUGGAAGAAUCUAAGAGUGAUUUUUCACUGAUACCUUACAACCCCAACGCAGCCGGGAAGACUGCGGCAGAAAGGUGGUUUCGCUCAGGGGAGGUAACGACCCUAACCAGGCAAACCAUAAAUCUGUUCCUAGACUUCAAAGAGUCUAACAAAGACAGAGAAAAUCUUGCAUUCUGUAUUGCAUCAAUUCCAAACAAACUCCUCACUGCGUCCUCCAUCCAUGUCUAUGAAAGAGGGACACUUUUGAAUCCACAGUUUGAGCUGCCAUCAAAGCCAGGUGUUCCCACCAUCAAGAGUCUGGAGCAUGACUGUGUACACUUGCAAGUCAACCCUCCCAACCUUGGUGUUACCUCUGUGGAAUCGUACCAGGUUUUGUACCAGGCUGAGCAGGCUGACUCUGAGUGGACCGAGGUCAAAUCUGAUGCUACUACACAGGUCACCAUCAGUCGUUUGGACCCAUACAAAAAGUACCGCUUUAGCUGCAAGGCAGUGUGUAGACCUGGUGUGAGCCUCUCCAGUGACUGGACAGAAUACGUCAGGACCCGCCCAUGUAGCCCCCCUGGACCACCCGCAGAGAAGAGGAUAGAAUCGGGAAGUAUCAGAGUGAACUGGGACAUUCCUACCAAGGCGGGAGAUGAUGUUGAAGUCAUUGGUUAUGUGGUAGAAUACAGAAAGAGGGUAAAGGCUAUAGACAAUCAGAUGUGGCACACCAUCAAAACCACCACUAGAGAGAGUACACUGGAAGGACUAGAGGCUGGCACUGGAUACAGCAUCAGAGUCUAUGCUAACUGUGGCGAAACAGGGAAUAGUCUACCCAGUCCUGAGACUGUGCUGACUACCCUUAGGGUCUCUGAUGUCCAACCGAAGACAAGCAAAUCAACAGCAGCA